Molecule: messenger RNA, 333 nt
Organism: Fusarium vanettenii 77-13-4
Lineage: Eukaryota; Fungi; Ascomycota; Sordariomycetes; Hypocreales; Nectriaceae
Exons: 4
Coding region: 1-333 (110 amino acids)
Source: RefSeq, a predicted model, not a curated record
AUGAUUAUGAAGUAUAUUUUCAUAUUCAAUGUUACUGUCACGUUUUUCUACAUCGACGAAUUGUGCUUGAGAGCUGCAGGGUGUUUCCAUGUAUCCCUCUCAAGAGAUCGACCCGCUCACAGAAGCAAGCAACCUCCGAAUUUCCUCAGAAUGGUCCGCUUUGCCACUUCAGCCCUGGUAGUCCUGGCAUCGGCCACGCUCAUCGCAGGUUUCCCGUUUUGGGCGAGAGACGACGACGACUCGCCGCCGCAGGUGAAAGCGACCGCAAAUCCCGCAGACGUCAUCAAGCAAAUUAUCGAAGGCAUGAAGGACUUUGGUGGAGAUGGCGACUAG